Messenger RNA from Botrytis cinerea B05.10, 1734 nucleotides. RefSeq lists its product as hypothetical. Gene Ontology annotation, cellular component: cytosol. The transcript is spliced from 5 exons. Gene Ontology annotation, biological process: purine nucleoside catabolic process. The coding region runs from base 215 to 1591 and encodes 458 amino acids. The record is from RefSeq and is a predicted model, not a curated record. Gene Ontology annotation, molecular function: purine nucleosidase activity. Lineage: Eukaryota; Fungi; Ascomycota; Leotiomycetes; Helotiales; Sclerotiniaceae.
GUUAACAAUCAGUCCAGCUAAUCAUCACUCAACUGGACCAUCUAGAUUACCAGAUCACCCCCUUGUCCUUAUUAUUAUCUUCAUCAUUCUUUUCUUUCUACUUCCGUUCUAACAUUUCCUCCCUGCCUCUACAAUCAAUCAUCAAGUCUCCUUAAGAGGGGAAAUAUCAGAGAGAGUUUAGGAAGAACAAGAAUACACUACAACCCCAACCAAAAUGUCUCUUAAUCGUAUCAUUAUUGAUACCGAUCCUGGUAUCGAUGACGCUCUCGCCAUUCUCUUAGCUUUAGCUGCAAAGCCGGAAGAGUUAGAUGUCAUGAUGAUUUCUAUAACUUAUGGAAAUGUUGAAGUUGAUAGUUGUUUGAAGAAUUGUGUAGCUUUAUUCCAUGUCCUUGAACAAGAAUUGAAAUGGCGAAAGGAGCGUGGCCAACUUGAGGGCUUUGAUGCAAUGAAGAAGUCAAAGCCUAUCGUGGCUGUUGGCGCUGAUCACCCACUUGAGGAUGAAAUGCUCAUGGCAGAUUACUUUCAUGGCAUUGAUGGUCUUGGUGGUGUUCAUACUAGUCACCCACAUCUAUCUCCCGCCGAUACUUGGAAGACACUUUUCCAACCUCCUCCCGAAAAUGCUACCGCUGAAGAAAUUGCUGAAGCCCGCCUACUCGCUUCUCCAUCCCCAUCGUUCACAGCUUCUCAUGUGCCUGCUCAUAAGGAAAUGCUUCGCUUACUUCGAGAAAAUCCUAAAGAUACAAUUACAAUUGUUUGUGUUGGACCUUUGACCAACAUUGCUUUGGCUGCUGCGGAAGAUACUGAAACAUUUUUAAGAGUCAAGGAGGUUGUAGUAAUGGGUGGUGCGAUCGAUGUAGAGGGUAACAUUACCCCUGUCGCUGAAUUCAAUACCUAUGCAGAUGCAGUCGCAACUGCCAGAGUAUUUGCCCUUACAGGCCCAAACCCAAUUACUACCAUGCCACCGGUACCUUUGAAUAAGUCGACUCUUCCACCAUAUCCUACGAACCUCUCCAGGCAACUUAACUUAACAUUAUUCCCCUUGGAUAUUACAACUCCACAUCAGUUAAUGAAAUUAGACUUCCAGGAGAAGUUGAAACCCCUCAUCAAAGCUGGAAGUCCUCUUGCAGAAUGGGUUUCUGUAUUUGUACACAAGACUUAUGAGAAAAUGAACUCUCUUGGUAGAAAUGCAACAUCAAACCCAGGCCUUGAGUUACAUGAUCCACUUUGCAUCUGGUAUAUGUUGACACGUUCAUCUCCUACUUGGAUGACUUUCCCAAGAGGACCAGAAGAUAUUCGAGUUGAAACAUCUGGUCAAUGGACUAGAGGUAUGCAUAUCGUUGAUAGACGCAUGAGAAAGAAGGCAGGAGUUGAACAAGUCAAGAGCCCUGGAGCUAUUGAUAUCAGAGAUCCAAUGGAAAGCAUUGCUUCCGUCGUUCAUAUUAAUAACGAUACUGUUGAUGUUACAGCCGAGGAGCCUGGAGAUAAUGGUGGCUGGCUCAGUGUUCAUAAGGGCAACAGAGUCAACAGAAUUGUUGGUACUCCUGGAGAGGAAGCUUUUGGACCUUACCUUUUGGAAAGAGUUUUUGGAUAAACUUUAUGGUUUGAAUACAUGGUACUUUUGGAUUACAGUACAUACCAUCACGUUGGAUAAAGAUGUGUUCUACUUAGAAGCUUAAUUUGGUAAAUAGAAAUUCGAGCUAUCUGAAAACUGCCUUGACGUGCUUUUUAAUUACA